Messenger RNA from Ruditapes philippinarum (Manila clam), 2282 nucleotides. RefSeq names its product kelch-like protein 24. Lineage: Eukaryota; Metazoa; Mollusca; Bivalvia; Venerida; Veneridae. Bases 192 to 1931 code for a protein of 579 amino acids. The transcript has 2 exons. Gene Ontology annotation, molecular function: protein binding. The record is from RefSeq and is a predicted model, not a curated record.
CCCGUACAUAUGUUACGGUCAGUUACGUGACGGUAUAUAUCACGUGACCAGAUUAAAUCGAUAGCGUCUAUCGAUAUUUACAUUGUUGGUCUGGAUGUAUCGUGUGCAAACACGUCUGCUGUUUAUUAUGAUAAUAAGUGUGCAUUAUAGGAAUACAACGCGGAAGGACUACAUCUGUUACAUUGAAUGAGAUGAAAAGCUGUGACGAGCCAAACACGUCGUGCUGGUUAAAGGAUGGUUUACGUCUGCUGUAUGCGGACCGCAAACACUGUGACGUUCACAUUCGCGUGCAAACACAAGUGUUCUCCUGUCACAAAGUAGUGCUAUCGGCUGCAUCCGAAUAUUUCGACGCGAUGUUCUCGUCAGGUAUGAAGGAAGCCAAAACAGACUGUGUCAAAAUAGAGGACGUUGAACCAAACGUAUUCAAAGACUUACUAGCUUUUAUCUACAGCCAUGAAAACGUGAUAUCAACGGAAAAUGUGGAAGGACUGCUAAUUUCUUCAUGUAGAUUUCAAGUCAAACCUCUGACAGAAAAAUGCGUCAGCUUUUUGACAGACGAAUUAUUGCCAGAUAACAGUAUCGGGUGUUGGGCUAUCGGGCGCUCUUUGUCGUGCCGAACGUUGACAGAUACGGCAUUACAAUACAUUCUUGAUAAUUUCGACGCUGUGGUCAGACAUGACGAAUUCCUGAAGUUAGACUUUCAGGAUUUUUACAGUCUGAUUAGUAAUGAACAUCUAAAAGUUGAAACGGAAGACAAUGUCUGUAGAGCCGCUUUGAGAUGGGUCGACGCAGACGAAGAAAACAGACAAGAAUUUAUGCCGGAAAUUUUAAGCGAAUUGAGACUGUGUCAAGUUAGUCUUGAAUUUAUCCUGGAAGAAAUAUUUACAAGUCAAUAUGUUUAUCAAAAUGAGAAGUGUGUUCAGAUGCUUAAAAACGCUAUCAAAUACCACGCAAUGCCGGAGAGCCGACACAUGUUCCAAACAACGAAGGUCAGGUUAAGGGACGUUUCAGAUAAAAUAGCAUUGAAGUGGGUUCUUGGGAAGCGCCGCGUAAAUUACGGUGACUAUAUUACGGAGUUCAUUGGACACAACGAAAAGGACAACAUUUGGUAUAGUCUGUGCACAGCACCGACUGAUCUUGGUGAUGACUUCGCCGCAUGUUCCGUUGGCGACGAUUUGUUCAUUUCCGGUGGAACAUCCAAACCAAACUGCCUUUACCAUUUUUCAGCUAAACUAUGUAAAUGGAUAGAGAAACCUCAGAUGAGUCAUGGUCGAUACAGGCAUUGCAUGGCCGCUGUGAAUAAAACUUUGUACGUAUUUGGGGGCUAUAAGUUUGGCACAAUUAGCAGCGUCGAAGCUUUCGAUUUGUUGACUAACACGUGGAGUAGAGCUGGAGAUCUGAAUCACGCGGUGGACGCGGCAUCUAUUGCUGUGUAUGGUGAUAAAGUAUUGAUAUUCGGUGGUUGGCAAGGAUUUUCAGAAGAAUCAGCUGCGAUACAGUGUUUUGAUACCGCUACAGGCAAAUGCAGUAUCGUAGGAAGUUUACCGUCGCCACAGAAAGAAACUCGUGCUGUUACCUUUGAAAACAAAACCUACAUCGCUUGCACUAAUGGUGAGGUGUAUUGUUUUCAGCCCGAAUCAGGCGUCAGACUUGUCAACCGGGUAAAGGACUUUAACAUGAGAAAUUUUGGACUAUUUAAAGACAAUUCAUCGCUGUAUAUACUCGGUGGAGAGCAUAUUGACAGUAUUGGCACGUUGACGGCUGAUGACGAAAGGUCUAGUUCUGACAUCAUCAGAUUAAGCUCAACCGUAUCGACGUCAGAGUUUCCGGAGAGUCUUCCCGUUCCUAUGGAAGUGUACCACUGCUACAGCACUGUAGUCAAACUCAGUUAUCCUCUGGUACCUUUUUCUGAACAACUAAAAUUUAUGUAGUUUCUCAUGUGGAAGUCUUAACUCAAAGGGCUUAACGUAAUCGUACUGUUGCUAAUACAUUAAUUCUCUUGUUGUAAAAAGAUAAUUGCUUUACAAAGAGACUUCUUAGAACGUUGCAUUUACACUGAUGCUGUUGUGGUUAAGAGUUUACUGUUUUCAAAGGUUGCACUUACAUCGAUACUGUUGUGGUUAAGACAGUGUUAAUAGACGUUAUCCGGAGCUCGGCAAAUGUGGGUGCUUCCAAGCUAAUCCGUAGGUAAAAACAAACUUUUGACGGUGCACUACCCGUCACAAUAGAUAAAUCAACCUGGUGCGCCUUUUUUUUGAAGCUGUAACUGUAAAGGUUUGUUU